AUGGAGGACGAAAACAAUGUUGAUAUUAGUAUUCUCACGCAAAAUCAAUAUUUGUCAAUAUUUAUUAAAACAUGGGAAACUUAUCCAGAAUUAUGGAAUACAUGUUGCGAAUCAUAUCGCGAUAAAGUAAGGAAAAAUAAUGCGUUUGAUAAGUUGCUCGAUAUUUAUAAAAAAAUGAAACCAAAUAGCACGAGAGAAGACGUCAAGAAAAAAUUAAAUGCCCUACGAACAAAUUUUCGGAAAGAGUUAAAGAAGAUUCACAAAUCGAAAUCAUCAGGAAAGGGAACCGAUGAGGUUUACGUCCCGUCUGCGUGGACGUAUUAUGAAUUGCUGUUUUUAACAAAUGAUGAACAACCAAUAAAGAAAACUAUGGAGGUUAGUUUAUAUUUUUUAAUAAAUUUAUUAAUUACUCUCCGUAGGUUAGAAGACAAAGAAAAUGAUCAAGACCAAUAUAGCUAUUCGAUUAGCUCAAUGGAUCCACCUCCAACUCCAGUAUCGGAAAAUAAGAAAAGAAAAAAGGAAAAUGACCAGCAAAACCUUUUACAGAGGACUUUAUCGUUUUUGGAGAAGGAUUCUUCUGAUAAUCAAGAAGAAUAUCAUCUUGCCAAAGUCUGGGCCGCUAAAUUGACAAAACUGGAGUCUACACAAAAACUUUUUGCGGAAAAGGCAAUUAAUGAUAUUUUAUUUGAGGCACAACUUGGAAAAUUAAACAAAAACUCAGUGAAAGUUAAUGAGCAUGUACCAUAUACUUCAUCGCCUUUGCUGCCUAGACAGUCACUAUAUCAUCCCAGAGUAAACUAUAUUCCAUCACCUAGUCAAUCACCAAGCACACAAGAUUCAAUUUUGAGAUACAAUUUAACACCUUCGCCACAUUCUAUAUAUAACAAUGAACAUAAUAUUGAUAAUACUAUUACUAUGAAACCUUCACAGAUAUUGUCCAAGACUCAAAGUCACCAUCAACCAAUUGUAACCACCGGUAUUCCAUCUCAAAUAAUAUUAAGGCAUCCACUGACACGAUUGCAACAGUUUGGGUAUGGUCCACAAGACACAAUAUCACAAGAAAAUAAACAAAAUAAUAAUAUAACUUCUAAGGUUAUAACAUUUGAAGGCGACGUACAUGCCAAGUAUACUCCAAAAGAAGAUAUUUCUAAUUUUUUUCAGUCCUAA
Messenger RNA from Parnassius mnemosyne (clouded apollo), 1167 nucleotides. Lineage: Eukaryota; Metazoa; Arthropoda; Insecta; Lepidoptera; Papilionidae. The record is from the annotation of a GenBank genome assembly.